AUGGUUAAUAGAUUCAUCAAUUGUAAGAAAAAUGAUAUCGAUAAUAAGAAUGAUGAAAAUAAAAAAAAUUUGAGCGUAUCUGAUUCUUUAGUUCAAAAACAGCGUAGAUAUUCACCACAUAAAUGUAUCAAAUCGGCAUUAGAAAAUGCAUACCAUAGCAUUAAAAUUAGUGCUCUUAAUCCACCUGAUCCUAAUUUACAAUCUUCAUUAAGAAUCCCUUUACACAUCUAUGAU
Molecule: messenger RNA, 234 nt
Organism: Funneliformis mosseae
Lineage: Eukaryota; Fungi; Glomeromycota; Glomeromycetes; Glomerales; Glomeraceae
Source: the annotation of a GenBank genome assembly